Symphalangus syndactylus (siamang) is the source of this 939-nucleotide messenger RNA. Its product is annotated as large ribosomal subunit protein uL16-like. Gene Ontology annotation, molecular function: structural constituent of ribosome. Gene Ontology annotation, cellular component: ribosome. The record is from RefSeq and is a predicted model, not a curated record. NCBI's taxonomy places the organism in Eukaryota, Metazoa, Chordata, Mammalia, Primates, Hylobatidae. Gene Ontology annotation, biological process: translation.
GCUUAAACCACCAUUUGGGUGUACUCUUAGUAAUCUGUGUAUCCUUUGAACUAUUCAUGAUCAUCGUGGCCCAUCAGAAGGGUUUUGCAAUGGCUUGGCAUUCUCAGCCAUGAUAGAGACUAAACUGAGAUGAAGGGGGAAAAAAAAAAGAGGAAAGAAAGGAAGAGGGAGAAAAAAUGAAUGGGAGAAGAGACGAGAUUGAUAAGAAAGAAGUUCUGAUCCCAGUGUGCAAUGGCUGCAAACAGCAGCUUUCUUGGUGGUGUACAUGGCCUGUUUCUUGUAUGGGUUGCUCUAUGGGUCCUUGGAGACAGGCCUUUCAAAUGUGUGUUCAUGUCUCUGACCUUGCACUACCCCGAUGUAGGCUCCAAACAGGCAUUCAAGGUGCCUUUGGAAAGCCCCAGGGCACUGUGGCCAGGGUUCACAUUGGCCAAGUUAAGUCCAUCUGCACCAAGCUGCAGAACAAGGAGCAUGUGAUUGAGGCACCAUGCAGGGCCAAGUUCAAGUUCCCCGGCCGCCAGAAGAUCCACAUCUCCAAGAAGUGGGGCUUUACCAAGUUCAAUGUGGAUGAAUGUGAAGACAUGGUGGCUGAGAAGCAGCUCAUCCCAGAUGGCUGCAGGGUCAAGGACAUCCCCAAUCAUGGCCCUCUGGACAAGUGGCAGGUCUGGCACUGGUGAGGGCUUCCACUGCACUGCUCCCCACCCCCCACCUUUUUUUUUUUGAGACAAAGCCUCCCUGUGUUGUCCAGGUUGGAAUGCAAUGGCGCGGUCUCGGUUCACUGCAACCCCCGCCUCCCAGGUUCAAGCGAUUCUCCUGCCUCAGCCUCCCAAGUAGCUGGGAUUACAGGCGCCUGCCACCACGCCCCGCUAACUUUUUGUAUUUUUAGUAGAGACGGGGUUUCACCAUGUUGGCCAGGCUGGUCUUCAGCUCCUGACCUCGUGA